This is a messenger RNA of Scatophagus argus, 903 nucleotides long. It is a transcript of the gene ccdc12, whose product is annotated as coiled-coil domain containing 12. Gene Ontology annotation, cellular component: U2-type spliceosomal complex; post-mRNA release spliceosomal complex. The coding region runs from base 47 to 586 and encodes 179 amino acids. NCBI's taxonomy places the organism in Eukaryota, Metazoa, Chordata, Actinopteri, Scatophagidae. The transcript has 7 exons. The record is from RefSeq and is a predicted model, not a curated record.
UGUGCUCGACGUUCGAUUUUACAUCCUCAGUCAGGAUCGUCAAUGGAUGUCAGAGAGAAUUGAGCUGCGUGUAGAGAUAGACAUGGCGAAUAAUGUUGGGUCACUACAGGAGCAGGCCCUGAAGAGAAAAGAGAGGCUAAAAGCACUGAGAGACAAACAACUUCAUGGGCAAGAGGAAGAUGGGGAGCCAGAGAAGAAAAAAGCUUCACUAGAGGAGACUGCUGAAGAGAAGCACAGAGAGCUGAAGCUGAGGAAUUACACCCCGGAGGAUGAAGAGUUGAAGCAGAGACAGGUGCCUAAUGCCAAACCUGCAUCUGUGGAGGACAAAGUUAAAGACCAGUUAGAGGCAGCUAAUCCGGAGCCCAUCAUUGAGGAAGUGGAUUUGGCCAACCUGGCCCCAAGAAAACCAGACUGGGAUCUAAAGCGUGAUGUGGCAAAGAAACUGGAGAAGUUGGAGAGGAGAACACAGAGAGCCAUCGCUGAGCUCAUCCGGGAUCGUCUCAGAGGCAGCGAGGAGGAGUUGGCUGCAGCUGUGGGAGCAGUAGGAACAGCAGGAGAGGGGGAGGAGGAGGGACACUCUGACUGAACCCAACAUGUGACUGCUUUAAGAAAGAGACGUACACAGGGAUGGCCUCAGUUUACUGAGACUGUGCAGUUGCAUCUGAGUUGUGUAUCAAAGUGAUGGAUACUUUCACUGCUGCAGGGAGAAAAAUGUUUUCUGUCAGGUCAUCUUAUUCCCUUUGUGAGUCCUGCCUUGUAUUGUUGCAUUAGUGUACCGGUAUAUGAAUGUGGAGUAGUACAUUCACUUUAUGUGGUUUAUUGAUAUGCAUUUUUGAUGUAAUCAUCAAUAUUUCAUUGUAUGUUUUUUUAUAUUUUCAAGUAAAAUAAUGUGAAUUUUUCAAA